AAAAAUGAAAUUUUAAGCCAUAGAUGAAGAUACUUUUCAUACAUAUACAAAAGGACUGGCAAUCGUGGACCAUCAAAAGCGAAUUUGAAAUUUUGAAUAAAUUUGCGGAGAGUGGAAGAAGCAUUACCAUCGGCUAUGCCGGUGGCAUGUAUGCAUUCGGCAGCCUCUUUCCGUUACUCGCGAUAAUUCCGAAAUUAAUCGACAAAAAUGUAACUUCCGAAUAUUCAACGCGACCAAUGGGAUUCCCGUAUCACGUAGAAUACUACAUAGAUCUCAAUAAGUACUACUAUCCCGUGCUGAUUCAUAAUUACUUAACGACCGUCAUUCGUCUCACUACCAUAGUCGCGUUCGAUACCUACGUGGCUAUUUUGGUGCAACAUUGCUGCGGAUUGUUUUCAGUUGUUAGAUAUCGACUAGAGUAUAUACGAAAUUCCAUCGAGCAAGAUAAGGGACUCGUUUCGCUCGAGGAAGAUGAUAAGUUUUACAAAAAUUUUGUAUAUUGCAUACAAAAACACAAAGCUGCCUUACGAUUCGCGAGGUGCUUGGAUUCUCUUUACACAAAGGUUUUCUUCGUAGAAGUCGGUUUAGUUAUAUUGGCUAUGAGUAUGUCGGCUCUACAGGCAACCAGUGGUAACCUCAACGCACAUCUCGCAAUUCGACAUGGGGCAUACAUUACUGCUCAAUUACUACAUUUAUACAUCGCCUGUUGGCUAGGACAGCAAGUAAUCGAUCAUAGCAAUCGCGUGUACACAUCGACUUAUCGAGGUGAAUGGUACGAGUCAUCGCCCAAAUCCAGGAAGCUCUUGAACAUGAUAAUGAUGAGGAGCACUUUGCCUUGCUCGUUGACCGUUGGAAAGAUCAUGAUUCUUUCUCUUCCGAGUUUCAGCGCAGUCGUACGUGCAUCUGCUUCGUAUUUCACAGUCUUUCGAUCCGUACAGUAAUGUAAAACUCGCUCGCUUGAAAAAUAUAAAAUUAUU
Messenger RNA from Monomorium pharaonis (pharaoh ant), 977 nucleotides. Its product is annotated as odorant receptor 4. Gene Ontology annotation, biological process: sensory perception of smell; detection of chemical stimulus involved in sensory perception of smell. The record is from RefSeq and is a predicted model, not a curated record. The transcript has 7 exons. Gene Ontology annotation, cellular component: plasma membrane. Bases 24 to 941 code for a protein of 305 amino acids. NCBI's taxonomy places the organism in Eukaryota, Metazoa, Arthropoda, Insecta, Hymenoptera, Formicidae. Gene Ontology annotation, molecular function: odorant binding; olfactory receptor activity.